GUUGAGUCCGAGUUGACCUCGGGGUUAAAAGAAAAUGGCCGCCGAAAACGUGAUGGACGACUCUGUUUUGGACUCAACUGGUGAAGUCGACCCUCCUGCAAGUGUUGAAAGAAGCACAACUGACAACAAUGUUGUGCCCAUACCGCCCCCGGCAGUCCUGCACACACAACCAGAGGUCAGGUACAACUGGACAGACAUCACACAGGACUUCCUCACGUCAUGUGAAGAACUUGAACUUGGAGAGCUGAUGCAUGAUGCCAAUUUUGGGCUGUUUGAGGCCAUGUCUGCUAUAGAGAUGAUGGACCCAAAGAUGGAUGCAGGGAUGCUGGGAAACCGAGGAGACAGGGAGGUCCUCAACUUCCAACAGGCAAUACAGAGAGAAACAGUGAAACUCAAAGACUUGACUGCACCAGAGCUGAUUGGUAUCAUUGACACAAUGCUAUCCAGCAUGGUGACGUGGCUAGAAGGCCACUCCCUCGCCCAGACAGUGUUCACCUGUCUGUACCUGCAUGACCCUGAGCAGGUGGAGGACAGGUGCAUGCGAGCCGUCGCUCUGGGUGCCCUCAAACUGGUCGACCUCAUCAAGAACAACGUCAACAGGGCCAGCGUCUUUGAAGAGGAAGACUUCCAGACCAUGACCUAUGGUUUCAAGUUAGCUUGCAACGUCACAGAUGUUAGAGUUACUGGCAUGUUACGUGAAGUUGAAGACGAGAUUAACAGAAAAGUAAAGAGCACCAGAUGUAAACAGGGAGAGGAGAGAGAUCCCCAGACUGAACUGGAGCAUCAGCAAAAUGUUGCGCUCCAGGCUAGGAUGAAGUUUUGUCGCCUGCUGCUUACUGCUCUUAUAGCCUUCAACAAACCUCAGUGUAGUGGUGUGACUGAUGGGAAGAGACUCCUGCUGCAGGCAGGGGAACUGUUGGAGGUGAUGAAGAACACCAUCCACCAUGGAGUUCACCCAGACGAGACAGCUACACCAGAUUUUCCCAUCAUUAUGGGGUUUGAACCACUAGUCAACCAGCGCCUUCUCCCCCCCACCUUCCCUCGGUACACCAAGAUAGUCGGCAGGGAAGCUGCCAUGGAAUACUUCCAGGGUCUGUUGAUCAGGCUGGGUCAAGUCUGUGAGGUUGUGAACAUCAGCUCUAUACACACAGUGCUGGACUUCUUCAUAGAAUUCAGCAAGGCCUCUCCUUGUGUGCUGUCUAGAUCACUACUACAGGUUCUUGCUGUGUCUACAGACAGGAAGGUUUUUGGCACUCUGCCAUUCAGAGAGGCCUUACGAGAGGCUGUGAGAGCCUUCAACUAUCCACCAGCCCUUAUACCCAGGUCUUAUGUGUUUAAUAAUCCUCAAGCCAAGGAAUAUGUUGAUGCCUUCUUAAGCAGAGCAGUGAGGCCCUUCAGUAACCUGUUACAGAUCCACGGGCACAACCGAGCCAGACAGAGGGACAAGUUGGGACACAUACUGGAGGACCUGUCCAGUCUACAGGACGAGGCAGACAAGGUUGACGCUGCCCUGCACUCCAUGAUGAUCAAGGUGGACCCCCAGCGCCAGCACCUGGCCUGUUUUGGCACCUGGGUCCUGUACCACAUCCUCCGCAUCAUGAUCCAGUACCUACUGUCUGGUCUGGAGCUGGAGCUGUACAGCACACAUGAGUAUCAGUAUGUCUUCUGGUAUCUGUAUGAGUUUCUGUAUGGCUGGCUGCUGUCCACCCUGUCUCGUGCAGAGGCCAUGUACCAGGAACACGACGCGUACAUGGAACAGCAGAAGGGAGGCAGCAAGAAGAAGAGCAAGAAGAAAAAGAAAGGCCGACCACCAAGCAAGGAAAUUGUACUUGGCCAAGCUGAACAGAGCUUAUGUGGAGGGUAUUACAAGGCCAUACAGGGUUUCUACCUUGAUGAGCGGUUGAAGAAGCCGGUGUUUGAGUUCGAUAACGAGCAGGUUCGCUACGAGCAUCGCUUCGCGCCCUUCGCCAGCAUCGUCACCCCCCCACUGGUGCCAUAUUCACAGUUCCAGGACAUGGUAGCUCUGGAGAAGUUCUCCCCUCCACUACAGCCUGCAGACUUCUACGUCCAGGCCUGUAAAUGUUUCCAGCAAGCCAAGAACAUCUACGAGAGUUUCCCCAACCAAACCAAGGAGGUGCAGACGCUCUGUAAGAUCGCCAAGACCAACUUUGUAGUCGUCAAGCUACUGCUGGGAGGUCACAAAAGAGAGUCCAAGUCACCCCCUGAGUGGGACUUCACAGAACACAACACUUUCCCCAUCAUAAGACUGACCUAAAGCCUGCCGUGUCCCGACAUCCGGGGUCCUGCUGAAAUUCUCUGUCAUCAGCUUUUAGAACUGUUGGCUCCACACCAACUGGAGCACAUGCUUGGCCCAGCAGGGUAUGUUAUAUGUGGCAGAUAUGGAGUACUUGCCAUCUAACCUAGAAAAUUUGUCAGCACUCAAAGAGAAAGACUGCAGUGUUCGUUGUGGUCAAAACAGGGCUCUAGCCAACUCGAAUUUUUUUCUGUCAGCCCAGGUUCAUGAUCAGACUUGGGGGGAGAGUCCUCGCA
Branchiostoma belcheri (Belcher's lancelet) is the source of this 2550-nucleotide messenger RNA. RefSeq names its product N-alpha-acetyltransferase 35, NatC auxiliary subunit-like. Gene Ontology annotation, biological process: N-terminal peptidyl-methionine acetylation. The transcript is spliced from 22 exons. The coding region runs from base 35 to 2275 and encodes 746 amino acids. Lineage: Eukaryota; Metazoa; Chordata; Leptocardii; Amphioxiformes; Branchiostomatidae. Gene Ontology annotation, cellular component: NatC complex. The record is from RefSeq and is a predicted model, not a curated record.